Brassica napus (rape) is the source of this 855-nucleotide messenger RNA. RefSeq lists its product as uncharacterized. The record is from RefSeq and is a predicted model, not a curated record. NCBI's taxonomy places the organism in Eukaryota, Viridiplantae, Streptophyta, Magnoliopsida, Brassicales, Brassicaceae. The transcript is spliced from 2 exons. The coding region runs from base 1 to 855 and encodes 284 amino acids.
AUGUCGGUAUCUACCUGGCCCGAUAUCUCUCAUCUCUCAAUAUCAACACCAGAGCUGGUCAACGCACUGAGGCAGAUGGGCCAACAGGUUAAGUGGCCUCCAAAGAUGAAAGCACCGGAUUCGUUCUGGAACCCGGAAUUCUGGUGCGACUUCCACCGCGAUCAUGGCCGCAAAACCGAAGACUGCAUCGCCCUAAGGAUCGAGAAAGCCAAGGCCCACCUCAGCAAAGAAACAGCUGGGAACUCCAAAGGAGCUGCACCAACCUCACCACCUCGCCAAGAUCGGGUGAUCAAUGUCAUAUCCGGAGGCUCGGAAGUAAGCGGAGUAAGCCACGCAGCCGCAAAGAAAAGCACCCGUAACGCUAAGCAUGGUCUGGAAAUGACCCAAUCGAAGCUCCUACUUCUAGGCACCGAUGAGAUAAGCUUCACAGUUAAGGAGCAAGAGAAGAUCCUAGCUCCCCACCAUGAUGCCCUAGUUAUCUCUCUCACUGUAGCGAACUGCUUGGUGAAAAGAAUACUAGUAGACAACGGCAGCUCAAGCAACAUUAUCUUCCAGAGGGCGUACCAAGAUCUGGGGCUGGAGGAGAGAGCCCUGACGCGAAAGGUAACCCCACUCAUCGGAUUCAGCGGCGAGGUCAAGCAAACCGCCGGAGAGGCUAUCCUCCCCGUAUACACUGAAGGAGUCAACAUGUCUACCAAAUUCCUGGUCGUAGAUUGCCAAUCAGCAUAUAACAUGAUCUUGGGACGACCCUGGAUUCAUGAUCUUGGGACGACCCUGGAUUCACGACAUGGGAGCAGUCCCUUCAACCCUUCAUCAGAUGGUGAAGUUUCCUACACCCUGGGGGCAUCAGAGUAA